Messenger RNA from Rhipicephalus sanguineus (brown dog tick), 2098 nucleotides. It is a transcript of the gene Stlk, whose product is annotated as STE20-related kinase adapter protein alpha. The transcript is spliced from 13 exons. NCBI's taxonomy places the organism in Eukaryota, Metazoa, Arthropoda, Arachnida, Ixodida, Ixodidae. The record is from RefSeq and is a predicted model, not a curated record. Gene Ontology annotation, biological process: protein phosphorylation. Gene Ontology annotation, molecular function: ATP binding; protein kinase activity; protein serine/threonine kinase activator activity. The coding region runs from base 255 to 1472 and encodes 405 amino acids.
GGUAAGUGGUAACUCCGUGUAGGAAGCUAUAUUAUUCUUGUGCGUUGCUUCGCUGGGAAGCUGUGCGGCGCAAGUUUAUUUGAGUGACCGUGCUGUUUAUCCGCUUCGCCGCGGCUGUGUGGUGAACUAGACGACGGAAAAAAGAAUGUCCCCUAGGUAGCACAGGGUUUCUUAAAUGCCCGUCGCCGGAAACUACAUAUUUCGGCUAUAUGAAUUCCUCUUCACGGGAAUCGCUUGUAUACUGAAGCAGUUCGAUGUCAUGUCUGUUCGAUUGCCGUUGUAGAAGUUCACGCAACGAAGUCGCAUCUGUGGAAGACAACCACACAAAUGACGAGUCACUGUACCAGCACCUGUCCGAGGCCUCUAAUUUCUCCGAGGCAAUCCCACUCAUGCAGAAGGAUCCGGACAUGAUCAAGUAUGAAGCUAGUGUAGACAACUAUGAACUUCUUUCUGUGAUCGGGAGAGGACUCUACAGUACUGCAGUGGUGUCCCUUGUUAAGCACAUUCCAUCUGGUCAUCGAUUGGCUGUGAAGCGAACAAAUUUGGAAGCAUGUAGUGGGAACUUCGAGCAAGUGCAACAUGAAAUAUUUGUGGUCCGCCAACUAAGGCACGAAAAUGUUAUUCCAUAUUUUUGCACACUAGUGAAAGGCAGUGAACUAUGGGCUGUGAUGCCGCUCUUGACAUAUGGGUCAGUCAGGGAUAUCCUCAAUACUCACUUUCCUUCAGGCUUGCCAGAACAUGCAGUGUCUUUCAUAUUGAAGGACUUAGUAACAGCACUUCACUACAUUCACACGAGAGGCUACAUACACAGGAGUGUCAAGGCAAGCCACUUACUUCUGUCAAGCAAGGGCAAAGUGAUGCUGUCAGGCUUUCGCUACUGCUGCAGUGUCGUAGAGAGCGGCCGGUGGCGUCCAAAAAUACACACCUUUCCACAGCAUGCCAUCCAGAACCUCAACUGGCUAGGCCCUGAGGUCCUAGAGCAGAACCUGAUGGGGUACAACUCCAAGUCUGACAUCUACAGCGUGGGCGUGACGGCUCUGGAGCUGGCCAAUGGCGUGGCUCCCUUCGCAGACAUGGCACCCACACAAGUGCUGCUGGCCAAGAUCCAGGGCUGCGUGCCAAAGCUGUCCAGCACCGUGGUCUGCGACGGGCCCACAGCACAAGCCCAAAGUGAUCAUGUGUGCAAAGCUGGUGGUGAGAGCACAUCAAAGGCAAACUUCUUUGGCAAUGAGUUCACGUCCCUGACCAACCAGUGUCUGAAGAGGGAUCCCACACUGAGGCCAUCUGCACAGCAGCUCAUGACCCACAGUUUCAUCAAACUCUGCCGCAAAUCGCCAUCCUCCUUGCCAGAAAUCAUUGCAACAGUUACUCCGAGACCUGGUGUUUGUAAAAGUAUUGACAUGGAGGGCCUCGAAGCAUCGUUGCCCGAAGCUGAAGCUGCCAAUUGUGAAAAGUUUGUGUGGACAUUCUAGUCUUUGUGCGUGAUUGCAUGUUUUGGCAAGUGAUGCCACAAGGAACUUUACUUUUUGUUAACUGCUGUCAUUUGUGUGUGAGGCUGCUCAUCUUUAUAUAAAUGUGUACCACUGCAAGAGGCAAGCUGCGUGUAAAUAUACCUCAUUGUUUAGAAAGGAGAGAAAGAGUGUAAAAACUGAAAGUAGCGGCAUGUACUUUUUUUUUUUUACUACGCGAGCAUGCUUUGACGAGGUAGAGGUGUAGAGGAUAUGUUUUUGGCUUAAUGCCAUAGAGAGUUUUAUCAAGCCUACUUGUCAGCUGACUGCUUCCUGUUCAGAGGAAGCCACUUGUUGAAGUUUCUUGCCGAUGGAUCUUCCUAACCCAUACAAGGUGUUCCGGUUAAUGGAGAAGUCCUAAUUUAUUUAGCUUUACACUUUGCCACCAUGGAAUUUUGGAGAGGCAGUGUUGUGUGCGGACGUUUCAGAGCUCAGUGUUUCAUAUGUGAAUGAGUGUUGAAAAAAAAAUGGUCACAUGAUUGUACAAGGGAGUGUCUAUGUGCCUUAAUGCCCUCACUGUCCAGAGCAUCACGACACUUGUAAAAAAGAAAGAAAAGCUUGUUACAAUAAAACAUGCAUCUAGUGUGGCA